AUGAGCUGGGCCGCGGAGCUAGAAGCUAUCGAGACGGAACUGCAUGACGAGAUCUACAAUAAAGGCACGGAUGCAAAUGUGACAUUUAUCUCAUAUAAUAAAAUUCAAAAGGUAUGGGCCGGAGAUCGUCUCGACCGUUUUCUAAGAGAUCCUCGCUGUGACCCCGAUCAUGGCACCGCUCAAGCAAUUUCAAACCUGCAAAUCGAGGAAGCACGACGUGGUUUGCUUCGCAUGAUUUCGCUGUUGAUUGGAAUUUCUUGGUCAGGCUGGGCAAGGUUCAAAAAAAUCUUCUUUCUAAAUCCUAUGGCUGCCACCCAACGCCGUGACAACAACAUCGAGAAUCUGGAAUACGAUGACCUAAAACACGACUCGUUUCUUGGCAACACCCCGUUCAUAGAAAGGUUUCGACAGGAUCGAUGGAUCUAUAUCCCUAUUACUUUGAUCGGUGGCGGAGAACACGAUUACAAAUAUGGUAGACGGUUACCCCUCGUGCGACAAAAAUGCUCGCGCCGAGAGGGCGCGUUUGGAGAAGUAACAAAGGAAAAAAUAUUACCGGGUCAUAUUGUGUUGAAACAUUCGAGCCAUCAUCUCGGCCUACCAGACCAAACCAAUUCGGCCGAACUCACGGUUGCUCGAAAGCUCUAUCCAGCCACAAGCGAAUUGUUUACCCCCCUCGCAACCGUCAUAAUUGGCACCGACUUGAACAUUAUCAUGCCGUGGGCAGAUAUGGAUCUCGAAGACUACCUUCUUGGGGAAUACCGAUCCAUGAGUUCUGACAUUCCCUUGCUUGAAAGUCUGUUGAAAGAGUCCGGCGAGCUCGCAGCGGCCCUUGAAUUCCUCCAUCGUGGUCUGCAGGCUGAGUGUGAGUGGCCGGAUCUUUCACCCCAAGGAAUUUGUCACGCGGAUUUCAGACCUCGAAACAUCCUGGUUUUUAGAAAGAACAACUCGUCAACAGGGACCUGGGCAAUCACUGACUUUGGUGUAUCUCACCGAUCGCUCGGCAUUUUAUCAAGUGAUAGAAAUGAAUCUGGCUUGUCCAUCACCAGGCACUCAGUUCCUCAACCACGGGGUGGGAUAUACCAAGCGCCCGAUCCACAUGCUCGACGAAGAAGCGAUAUUUGGUCUUUCGGAUGCAUCCUUGUGCAGAUCUUUUCUUUGGGGCUUGAACUUCGAUAUCAGUUUCAACUUGGUGCAUUGCAAGAAGGACCAUUGAACUGGAAACCUUUCGGGGACCGUUUUUGUGGAGAAGAACCUCCAGCUCUGAACCAGAAUGUUGGGGCUUGGAUUGCGGAGCUGCCAAAAAGAUAUCAUGGACUAUACGAUGACAUGUUCUUGGCCGAAAUGCAAAGUCUUCUUUCUUGGAUGCUUCAGAUAGACUUAGAAAUGCGACCGCGAGCAACUGAUGUUCGUCGCUGCUUGCACAGGCUUUAUAAGGUUGCAACUGGACGCAUCUUAGAGUCUGUCGAUUCAAGCUCCAUCACAUCAUCUCCAACAACGGCCACUCGGCCAAGCAUUUCGAGUCUCUUCCCAACAAUAACUCCUGACCCGCCAGUAUAUGGUUUAACUGUCGGUGCCCUUGUGAGUAGCAUUAAAUCGGGAAGCGUUGACGAUAUUAAUGAAUGUCUGCGACACCGACCUGAUGUCGAAGGCCACCAUGAAAAUGACCGGCCUUUGAUUCAUGCUAUCGAAAGGAAAGAGGACCCAAUGCUCAGGGCCCCAAUCAUCAGUGCACUUUUGCUGCACAACCCAGAUCUGGACGUGAUAACUCGCUCAUUCGCAGAAGAGACUCCCCUCAAUCUUGCUGUUUUUCAAGGCGAUGUGGAUACGGUGAGAGUCUUGAUUGGCGUCCUAAUCAAGAAAGAGUGCCAAUCAGCUCUGAAUGAGCUCUCUAGAGACAGGAAAACACCACUCAUGGAAGCAGCCUCACGAAAUCAUGUAGCUGUGGUUACAGCGCUUUUGGACGGUGGUGCAGAUACCACAAUCUGCAUGGGGGAAUAUCAACAUAAUUGCCUGCAUUUCGCGGUACUUAGCAUUAAGUCCGAGGAAGAUCUUCUCAAGGCAUUUUUGGGAAGAGAAAUUGAUUUCAACUUAUCUCCGAGUGGAAUCGAGGGGUAUGAGACACCUAUGAUGCAACACAUAAAGCUCGGGGUCAAUGAGGAAUAUGGUGAGAGGGUCAAUACCAAAUGGGAAAGAAAGUUCAAUGUGCUCUGCGACGGAGGAGGAGAUGUGAAUAUGACAUACCCCCAAAAAAGUCCUUUACAGCUUGCCAUUGAAAAGGAUAAAGUUGAUAUUGUCAGAAUUCUUCUGAAUGCCGAUGCAAUCCUUCCUCCUAGGGAGAAUGGGACCUCAAGCCAAAUGAGAAGAUUGAUUACUCAAAUACGGAGAGAUAGAAGGGCAGCAUAA
This is a messenger RNA of Penicillium cosmopolitanum, 2403 nucleotides long. RefSeq lists its product as uncharacterized. The coding region runs from base 1 to 2403 and encodes 800 amino acids. Gene Ontology annotation, biological process: protein phosphorylation. Gene Ontology annotation, molecular function: ATP binding; protein kinase activity; protein binding. NCBI's taxonomy places the organism in Eukaryota, Fungi, Ascomycota, Eurotiomycetes, Eurotiales, Aspergillaceae. The record is from RefSeq and is a predicted model, not a curated record. The transcript is spliced from 3 exons.